Messenger RNA from Trematomus bernacchii (emerald rockcod), 3659 nucleotides. It is a transcript of the gene cep126, whose product is annotated as centrosomal protein 126. Gene Ontology annotation, biological process: cytoplasmic microtubule organization; mitotic spindle organization; non-motile cilium assembly. Gene Ontology annotation, cellular component: midbody; centrosome; ciliary base. The transcript is spliced from 11 exons. The record is from RefSeq and is a predicted model, not a curated record. Bases 138 to 3188 code for a protein of 1016 amino acids. Lineage: Eukaryota; Metazoa; Chordata; Actinopteri; Perciformes; Nototheniidae.
UCGCCCUGAAAAUGGUUGAAGGAGUUUGAACGGAGUACUGCUGACGUUAUCUAAACAAGACCCAAGAAGCCAAGUUAGCAGCUAGCAGCUAACCUGCAUGUCUGUCAGGCGUCAACAAGCUGCAGCAGCCUCGGAGGAUGCAAGUUGUUCAGGGCAACUUCUUCUACCACUCAAAUUCGAGGUUGGGAGGCCUCGAAGAUGAGAGACAACUUUUGGUUGAAGAGCAGAAGUUAUGCAGAUCCAGAUCUCGCAAGUUCUCCACAGAAACCAACCGACGAAGGAAGGCUCUGGAGGAGAGACGGAAGCAGCGGGACGCGCAGGAGCAACGGCUGAUCGAGAACAUCCUGAAGCAACGCAGACAGCGAGUGCAGGACGCAACUGAGCGCUUCCAAAGAGCCCAUUUACCUCCCUCACAGAGACGCAGACAAUCUUUCAGAAGAAAUAUCCCGAAUAUUGAAGAUGCACUCAAUGAAAUCCAAGGCGCGUUGAGUUCACACACCCGGCAGUCCUCUUUCCUGUCCAGCAACUCUAACAUUAGCAGAAGCGGCUCUCCCUCCCCGAAGCCCCCCACAGUGUUUAAAUCCUCCCACCGCAAAGCCCUCUCUGCUGUGGAGGCCUACACUAAACUGCUUCAGGAGCAGAGCAUUACUUGCUUCAAGAACAGCCCACAAUCUGAGAAGUCACCAGAGAAGCAGCAAGAUCUCAGUCCUCAGGACAGCCAACUCUCUGAUAGCUGUAAUUCUGACAGCAUUUCCAGUAAGGACAGUUUGGAGAAUGAAGACCCCAACCACAGCACAAAAUAUUCCUAUCCGUCAUUCUUCCUUGAAUCAGAGAAGCCCCAUCCAGACCAAAACAAACAAAAUGAUUUGUUACCAAAUUCUGACCCAACGUCAUUCUCAACCACGAUGCAUCUUGGUGAUUACCUACAAUCAAAAGAUCUUCAUCAAUAUCAGCAAAAACAAGAUGAUGACUCUGGAGGGCCUGAUAAUAAGAUGCACUUUUCUAGAACUUCAUGGGGGUUCACAUCUGAUGAGCGAACAUCAAAAACGGAGUCUGCUCGGCACAACUCUAACUUAUUAACUCUUUGUGAAAUGAUUAGUGCCGACCCAGAGCACUUUAAGGGAGACUCCUCUCAAAACAGUCCCAGUGACAACAUCAUCCUCACAAAGAGAGAUGCUCCUGGCAACACGGCACUUGAUACUUCCUGUCCUAAACAAGAGGCCCUGUUGGAUCUCAGGCAGAAGGAAGUCCAUGAUGACAGACACUUCAAACAUCCAUCAGCUACAGAAAUGAUUGUGCCUGCUAAAAGUGGCAACAGCAAAGACUCUUUGUUUGGGGCUCUCCCAAAGCCCAAUAUGUACUUAAACGAUAGCACAACAGAUAAUGCCUCGCAAGAAGAGAUACUUCAGCAAACAGGAAAAGAACGCCAAAAUCAUUCUUCCCAGAAACCGUCUAGUGCUUCCAUAAACAACCUCAAUAAGGUUUUAAACCAAGAGCCCAAAACUCAGAAGCUCAUGAAUGCAGCAUCGCUGCAACACGCAUGCUUGUCCAACAUUCAAUCAGACAUGAAGUGCCUUAAAUGUCCUGAAGUGGAAACACACAAAUGGCCUGUUUCAGAGAGGACAUCUCGCUCAGUAUGUGAAGUCAGAUUCAUUAAAGGAAUCCUUAAAAAGCAGUCUAAGUAUAUGUCAGGAGAUCCAGCGUGUGCAUUAGGCUCCGGUCAUUUGAUGUUUACAAAACAAGUAGCUUUAGCGAUCAGAGAUAGUGUUGAAUUGACCAGGUCAAAAACGAAAGAUGAAGAGGGCAACAACGGUGUCAAAAAGAAGCUUCGUUGGUUUGAUGAGGUGCAUGUGGACACACAGGACAAAGAGGGGCACAUAAUGAAACAGAUGAAAGGCAAAUCAAAUCUUCGUCCGUCAUAUAACAACUCCGAGGACCACCAGCUAAGCCUCAGCUCAGUCUCAGGGGCUUCCAAGCCUGGACCCGGGAUGACCCCUGCAGCCUCCACUAGUUAUCACUUUACAAAACAAGCAUGGGCAGAUGUUGGGGUUCAAGUCAGCUUGGCCCAGGAACGAGCGGAGGAGGUCAAGGCGCCGCGGAGCAGCACCAGGACCGGUGGCCCCAAGGUCCCUCGGAGAGAGCGCUCCUCCAGGGCCGGAGCGGGUCCUGUUUCCUCUCGAGCCAGAAAGGGCACCGUCAUACGACCUCAAUCUGCCACCGAGGUGAGUCAGAUUGCCAAAACCCAAGGGAAGAUCAUGAUGCCCCGCCCACCUCCUAGGAUGGAAUCCGUGGAAGAAAAGUCGUUGUGCCUCGCUAAGACUCCAUAUGGCAUGGAUCAGGCUGGUGUCAACUGUAAACAAGCUGUAGAGCAGGCCCAGGACAACUCGGAAGGCUUUCUCUCCCCUCACACACAUAGUGUUAUUAGAGCAGAAAGCACUGUUGCGUACACACCGAUGCCCCCCUCGUAUACCUACCCCGUCUCAAAGGGCAACACGAAGGGCCCGAUGAACUCGGCUCCCCAGGAGGCGCAGGGCUGCAGCAGGAGAAGAGGGAUGGUGUACAAUGAGAAAGGCCUGUGUUUAGAUUGCACUCCUACAGAGGAGGAGAUCUCACAGCUCUGGCACGGCGUCCGCACGGCCUUAGCCACCAAGGAAGAAAAAAACAAGCUCCGAAAACAGGCGUUGGACAGUGGGCGAGCUGUGAGGAAGCCCUGCGUGGAGCCGAGCAGAGCGCCUCCUGGCUCAGGGAACAGAAGGCUUCCUCAGCCAACAAAGGGGACCACAGAGCCUCUCAGACCAUUUUCCUUUACUAAUAACCUGGGCUUUGCAGAAGAAGGUUUGUUGAGUGCAGCCCAGUUACACCUGGCACAUGCUGGACAACUUCUGGCAGAAACAGAUCUCGUGGCUGCCAUGGAAACAGCCCAAACACAGAGGCCUGGCACAGUGCAGCAGCGCAGCCAACAGCAGGGACCAAACAACAUUUCUCUGGAGGAGCAGAAAAUCCUCCUCUCUCUGGACAGACUCAACCACCAGCUGCACUGUGUGCGGGAGCAAAUUGGUGGUAAUGCUGACACGCGUGGCCUCGUACUUCUUGAUGCUCCCCCUACGAGGGAAGGGAAACUCACAACCCAUCACAAGAAUCGCUCAUCCUCAGCAAACAACCGCUCUCGAAACCAGAAGAAACUCUGACUGACAGCAUGCGUGAUCCACGGUGGUCUACCCUCCCUUCUGUGCAUUAUAUACAUGCCCUGUCAUACUGCACAACCAGACUUUAUUACUCUGUUUAAAACUCAAUAUAUGUAUAACUGCUUGAGUAUUCUGGAUCUAGGGAAUGCAAAGGACCGUAUCAGAGAAACUAGACUAAACUAUUAAGUUAGAGAGAUGCAUUUAGAUUUGAAUUUUUCCAUCUUCCUUCGACAAAAACUUGUGGAUAAAACAUAUAUAUUUAUUAAGCAGCAUACUAUAAGCAAUGAAUUCUAUGUGCCUUUGAAAAUUAUUGUAGCUUCCAAUUUGUGUUCUUUACUAAUCAAAAGAAAUCCCUUCAUAUAAUUGGCACAUGGCCAAAAUUGACCUCAAAAUAGACCUUGUACAAGAUUAGAUUUUAUUUUCAAACUAUCUCAUUCUGUAUUUAUUGUAUAUAGUAAAACUGUAACUUUCUGU